Messenger RNA from Venustampulla echinocandica, 528 nucleotides. RefSeq names its product Ubiquitin-conjugating enzyme E2. The record is from RefSeq and is a predicted model, not a curated record. The transcript has 2 exons. Lineage: Eukaryota; Fungi; Ascomycota; Leotiomycetes; Helotiales; Pleuroascaceae. Gene Ontology annotation, cellular component: cytosol; endoplasmic reticulum. The coding region runs from base 1 to 528 and encodes 175 amino acids.
AUGGCUCAACGAUCGAGUGCCACCGCUGGCUUACUACUGCGGCAAUUCAAAGAGCUCCAAAGAGCCAAAUACCUAACAGGGAUCUCCUGCGGACUUGUCGACGACAACGCAUUCGAGUGGGAGGUGAUGCUCAUGAUCAGCGACGACUGCAAAUAUUACGGCGGAGGCAAUUUCCGCUGUCACCUCAUCUUCCCCCCAACAUACCCUCUCAUGCCACCAACCCUCGCGUUCAAAACCCCCAUCCCUUUUCACCCGAACAUCUACCCCGACGGCCGGCUCUGCAUCUCGAUUCUUCAUCCUCCGGGGGAUGACCAAUACGGUUACGAGAGCGCGAGCGAGAGAUGGAGCCCGGUUCAGACUCCCGAGACGAUAUUGCUGAGCACGAUUAGUUUGCUGCAUAGCCCGAAUGAUGAGAGUCCGGCGAAUAUAGAAGCUGCAAAGUUGUGGAGGGAGGAGAAGAACAAUGGGGACAAGGAGUUUAGAAAACGGUGUCGGAAGGUAGUGAGGGAAAGUCUGGGGGAAGAUUAG